GUAGGAACCCAAUCUAUGCUGGACUGGUAGUCUAUCUUGCAACAAUGGUAGAUUUGUAGCAGGCUACUCCAUAAGGACUUUAUAACUUUAAACUAACCCCAUCUCACAUAAAGUGGUACCAGGGACAGCAUCAUCUGGGAGUCAAAGUUCAUUCAUAUUAGUGGCUGUGCCAUACUGUAUGUUACUGAAGAGGCAGGCUGCCAGCUAAGAGAAGAAAUGGAUGAUAACAAUGAGAUCACCAUUAAUCUCCUUCUCCUGGGAAAGACACAAUGUGGUAAAAGUUCUCUUGGAAACAGCCUGCUGGGAAGUUAUGAAUUUGAAAGUAGGAUUUUCCCACAAUCUGUGACUAAAGAGUGCCGACUCCGCAGAAUGCGAAUACCCGAGUUUGCUCGGCGGAGUGGGAAAGAACUGGGCCUUAGACUGCAGGUGCUGGACACACCUGGCAUUCCUCAUAGCAGCCUGAACCAGGAUGAGGUGAAGAAGGGAGUGCGAAAAGCCCUCUCAGAGCACUUUCCAGAGGGGUUACAUAUGGCUCUACUUGGACUUAGGGCUGACAUACCACAUUGUGAAGAAGAUAACCAGCACACUGUCAAAUUAACAGAGGAUCUUCUGGGCCCUAACUGGAUGUAUUUUACUGCUGUUGUUUUAACACAUGCAGAAACAUUAGAAGACAUGAGGAUGACAGAAGAAAAGUUCAUAAGCUUGGCCCCAAAAAGUCUUUCUACUCUCCUGGAAAGAGUGCAUGGUCGAUGCAUUUUCAGCGAGCAGACACAUGGAACAUCACAGGCAGAAAGAAAAGUACUAGUCAAUCAAAUCCUGCAUUUCGUCAGGCAAAACAGUUACCAGUCAUUACAGCCUAUAUAACAGUUACCUGGAGCCGAAACAGAAUUGGAUUACAAGACAGACAGAUACCUUUAACUACUAUAGGAUGUGUUUUCAUAUUCAUUAGAGUUGUACAUACUAAUUUAUAUUCUCAUUCACACAUUGCAUAGUUAUAUUGAAAAAAAAAGACACAUGUCCAUCAAAUUCAUCCAAGAAGGUCAACGGAAGAGGUAUGGGUGGAUGAAGGGGAGGGGGAUGUGUUUCUACAUAUGCAUAUCUAAGCUCAACUAUUCCUGCUGUGACCAGUAUCUCAGGUAGACUGUUCUAUACAUUCACAAUUCUUAUGGUAAAGAAGGUUUGUCACCCCUGGAGACUAAGGCUACGUUCACACAGCCGUCUGCUCUGCCCGUUAUGCAACCUGUUUACUAAUUUUGCAAACGGGUUGCAAAGGGCUGUAAACGGAUCCCAUUGAUCUCAAUGGGAUUUUUUUUAUAGUCCUUUAUCACCCGUUUGCACCCGUUGUUUGUAACCCGUUAUUUUUGACGGCCAAAAGACGUUUCUUGCAGUAUUUUUUUGGCCAUCAAAAAUAACGGGUUAAUAAUGGGUCUUUUAAAUUUACAUUGAAGUCUAUGGGAAGCGGGUUACAAACGGGUUACUCUUUAAUGUACCCGUUUGCACUGAUUUGUAACCCGUUUUUUUAAUGUUACGUUAUUUUACUUAAACAGCUGAAUAUCGGGACGAGAACCAAAGGCUGUGUGAACGUAGCCUAAAUUGUUUUUUUUUUCUCCAGGCGAAGGAGUCUCCAACUUGUCUUUUGAGG
Molecule: messenger RNA, 1642 nt
Organism: Hyla sarda
Lineage: Eukaryota; Metazoa; Chordata; Amphibia; Anura; Hylidae
Gene: GIMD1
Product: GIMAP family P-loop NTPase domain containing 1
Exons: 4
Coding region: 217-864 (215 amino acids)
Molecular function (GO): GTP binding
Source: RefSeq, a predicted model, not a curated record